AUGUUGAAUCUUCCAAGGGAUCCCGUGUGUGGGUAUCUUUUGGACAAACCUUUGGGCUUGGUGGUCUCUGGGGGUCUUUUGCUUGGUAUUGUCAAGAUCAUGCAGCAGCAAUCUUCGCUGGUUUAUACUGAAGUGAUGCAGCUUUGGUCUCGAUUGCGGUUCGAUUUGGGAGGCAAAGUGGCAGAUCCAGAAAUUGACAUGCAUGUACCACGUGCCAAGGCACGAAACAUCACGCUGACAGAGCUUGAAGACUUACAGCUUGACUUUGAUGCUGACUGGGAACCCAUUGAUUUGACGGAUCAUCUUUUGGAAGACGCAAGAAUAAGCUCCCAGAUCGAAGAACAACAGCAAGAUGGCUAUCAAGAAGAGGAUCAAGAUCAAGUACUUGCAAUGGAAGUGGAGAAUCGAGAAGAGCAAGAAAACGCGCCGAUGCUAUCAGACGUUUACGAUGACAUGUUUUUUGAUGAUGACUUCAACUAUGGCUUCGAUCCCAUGCAGAGAAAUGACAUCAACGCCGACGUUGCAAUCGUGCCGGAGGAUGCAGUAUCUGAAACAGACACUCAAGGCUAUUCACAGAUUGUGCCUUUAUCACCUACCGCCAGUGAUACCAGCAGUCAAAUGCAGUCGAUUCAACAUCGUCGUCCUCGCCAACGUCGCCGACGCUCAACUCGUAUUGCUACCACGGAUCCAGUGACCAUCUUGCCUGCCACUUUUUAUGGGCGGACGGCUGAUAUUACAACUACAAGACCAAUGCAAACGUCUCGUAAGCGUGGAACAUCUUCUACGUCAUUGCUGGCACCACUUGUACCAGUGCAUGGUAUUCCAGGAUCGCAUAUCAUAUGGCAACGACCAACAUGGCGUGGACUUUCGACGGAGGCACCUCGCGAAGUCGAAAUGGCUAGAAGAGGGUCGAGACAAGGUGGCAUGAGCGUUAGCUCUGGGCAGCUCUUUUCAUCUUCAGGAAACAUUUCGGUCAAUGAUUGGAUGGAUGGUAUCCCUGUGGUCCCUGAUGCUACUAUCACCUCGGGUCUUGGUGCUGGUGCUGCCGCAAGUGGCAGUAGUGGUCAAAAUUCUUCUUCUGGUGAACAUUGGACAGAUAUUGACGAUGAUCUAUUCUUGGAUGAUAUCAAUGUUGGAAGCAUGCAUGACGAUGAUCCGGAUGCACUUUUGAGCUAUGCACGUCUCUUUGCUCAAAAUCAGGACCGGGUUGCAUUGGCGGAUCUUCUCGUGUCGUCCAGCACAAAGUCACAUGUGGCACGAUCCUUUUACAAUGUGCUUGUACUUGCAACCCAACAAAAGGUCAAGCCACAGCAAUCAACGCCUUAUGGUGCGAUCCACAUUAUCUUGGUUUAA
Molecule: messenger RNA, 1353 nt
Organism: Lichtheimia ornata
Lineage: Eukaryota; Fungi; Mucoromycota; Mucoromycetes; Mucorales; Lichtheimiaceae
Exons: 13
Coding region: 1-1353 (450 amino acids)
Molecular function (GO): protein binding
Source: RefSeq, a predicted model, not a curated record